Molecule: messenger RNA, 1444 nt
Organism: Owenia fusiformis
Lineage: Eukaryota; Metazoa; Annelida; Polychaeta; Sabellida; Oweniidae
Source: the annotation of a GenBank genome assembly
AUUUUUAGUAUAAUACUUUAAUUUUAAAAUACAUUUUUGUAAUUUCUUUUGUUUAAAUCAUAAUUUUCAAUUUUAUUAUCAUGGUCAGUUGUGCAAGUAGUGCAUGAAUAGAGAAUAUCCUUCUUUUUGCAGCCUGUAUUUUGCCCUGUCCGAAAAUAGUCUGGAGGAAUCCAUAAAACCCGAGCUAAGAGAGGAAUUCGAGCGGGAAAAGAACAACUGGCUCCCCCGAACCGACACGGCUGAGCACAGACAACUAGACCGGAGAAAGCCUGGUAUUUUCAAAUUGGAGGCGGAGGGGGACCAAAUGACAGCGUUGUGCUCCAAAACUUACUGCCUCUACGACAGUCAGAGUGACACGGUAAAAUUUAGCUGCAAGGGGCUAAAUAAAAAUCAAUUUGAAAAUCCAAUGGAACUGUAUAAGAAAGUGUUGGACACCAACGAAGCCCAGUCGGGAGUCAAUAUUGGAUUCAGGAUGAUGCAAAAUCGAAUGCAUACGUACCAUCAAGAACGUCUGGGCUUCAGUAAUUUCUAUUGUAAAAGGAAGCUAAAUCCAGAUGGCAGCACAGAACCUCUUGACAUAACCCUUACCCCGUCACAAUGAACAUUUUAUAUGUUUGGUAAAUCAAACCGAAUUAAUUUGUGAAGAACUGCGUUGUAUUGUUUUGUUGUAUUGUAAAUGCAUUGUGUUGAUUGCAUUGCAUUAUAAUUCAAAUGUAGAAUACAACCCGCUACUUGCAUGUCAAUAGGUUGACGCAUUUCACGAUGAUACAUUCCAGUGAAACAGUUAAAAUGUUCCAAAUUGAUAAAAGUAAUUGGAUAUUUGGGACCUGCAAACCUAAAAUACGGGAAUGGAUUUUGAAAAAUGUGAAUAAAUUAGCGUUCUCUCUAUUAGAGUUUAACACAGGAUCUGUCAUUGGAACGAUGCUUUCCGUAUAUUUACGAAACUUAAAAUUAUUUUAGAAGAAAAUAAUGAUGAAUUUGGGAAAUACUAAGUGAUUUUUGGGAAUAUAACAAAAAAAAAAUUGAAAUUGCUAAUAAAACAAAGUUUGAAAACUAUCACGUAUCGAUGUACAUCCUUGUUGUUGUAAAUUAUAAUUAAUUUUUAUUGCAAAAGGAGUCUGACUUCAGAUGGAUGCACCGAACCUUUGAAUAUAACCCUUAUCCCGCCAUAAUGAACGUUUGUUUGAUUUAUAAAUCAAUAUGAACUGAAUUGUGAAAUACUACAUUGUAUUGUAUUUUUGAAUUGUUACUAUAUUGUAAAUGCAUUGCAUUGUAAUUGUAAUGUAUAGAAUACAACCCACUAUUUAUCAAUAGAUUGACAUUUGGAACCUUCAAACAUAAAUUGGGGAAUAAAUUUUGAAAAACGUGAACAAAAUGGCAUUCUCUCUAUUAACAUUUAACACGGGAUUUGUCAUUGAAACGAAGCAGUUCCUAUAUUUACGAA